This is a messenger RNA of Platichthys flesus (European flounder), 1271 nucleotides long. RefSeq lists its product as uncharacterized. The record is from RefSeq and is a predicted model, not a curated record. The transcript is spliced from 2 exons. Bases 214 to 843 code for a protein of 209 amino acids. NCBI's taxonomy places the organism in Eukaryota, Metazoa, Chordata, Actinopteri, Pleuronectiformes, Pleuronectidae.
UCCAAACAAGCAAACCUGAAGUUUGGUUCUCGGUGUUUCGCUUCGACUUGGCUCGUACGUCACAACCUGAGCUGCAUAUACACUCCACAUUAAUAUUAAAUGAGGUCAGACACACUCGUCAGAAGCUAACCGACCUCCUCCGUUACCAGUAGUGACGGAAACGUCGGUGACAUCGUGGAUGUUUGCACAAGUUCAGCUCCAGGAUCCUGACCAAUGGCGUCCAGUGGGACACAGUGGGUCACUUCAUGCGCCAACAUCGUGCUGUCUGUCACUGCUCUGUGCUCCUCGUAUACACUCUUUAAGGACCACAGAGCUCCAUCAGUCGGCCUUUUCCUGCUGGGACUCUCUGCAGCAGCGUGCGUCCUGCAGCCGUCCAGCUCCCAGCUGACCGCCCUCCAGAGAGAAGCCGAGUGGGCCGGUGAGCUUCUGGCUCCGGCGCUGGUCUCCUUUGACUUUCUGUGGCUCAGUCAAGACCACAACACGGCGCAUAUUCUCCUGUGUGGCUCCUGUCUGCUGCUGGGACUGUGCGACUGGCUCUCGGCAGACGCCUUCUCUGUGAUGACCUGCUGCCUGGGCCUGUCCUCCCUCUCCUGCUGCCUCAUGGUGUGUUUGUUUGCAGGGAAUGCGUUAGGGGCCCUGGGUGGUGGGGCCCUCACUCUACCUUUACUUGUGACUCCCCAGGUUGGGACAAACACGCUGGCUCUGCUCAUGUCCCCAGCUGCCUCUGAGGGACUGAUGAAGUGGGUUUUGAAAGGGGCCUUGUCGAUAGGCUGCUGGGCCUCAACGAGGGCCCUCGGCAAGUUUCUCCUGGACGUGACCGACCAAUGUAACAUCAGCAUUUAGUAAAAGAGUAGAGUUCUGUGUGUUAAGUCAGAAUCUGGUUACACAUCUACAUUGUCAAGUGCUGAAAAGACAGACACCAGAUACUAAAAUAUAACAUGUCUAACUUAUAAGCAUUUUAGGUUACCUUUUUAUAUAAUGUUUGUCAGAGGUAGUCAGAGGUUAAAACAUUAUUGGGAUAAAAUGAAUAAUUUGAAGAUGUCACAUUGGGCUUUGGAAAAUUGAGACAGGUUCUUUGAUAAGUAGUACAAAUAAUGAUUGGCUGCAGCACCACACUGCAGAUCUCAGGGACUAAGGGAAAAAUAUUAUAUUUAAAAAUUCAUCUUAGUAUUUUACAAUUUAUUGGUUCAUACAGCAGCUGCUACACUGAGACCUUGUCUGAACUCUGUAUGAACUGAUCUGAAUAAACAGAAGACAGAUACCACUGAAAA